Trematosphaeria pertusa is the source of this 3197-nucleotide messenger RNA. RefSeq lists its product as uncharacterized. The record is from RefSeq and is a predicted model, not a curated record. Lineage: Eukaryota; Fungi; Ascomycota; Dothideomycetes; Pleosporales; Trematosphaeriaceae. The coding region runs from base 25 to 3087 and encodes 1020 amino acids. Gene Ontology annotation, molecular function: metal ion binding; oxidoreductase activity; succinyl-CoA:3-oxo-acid CoA-transferase activity. The transcript is spliced from 10 exons.
AGAUUACUGAGAUCGAGGAUUUGGAUGAGGCAAUGCGGAGUGCCAUUUUCGUUUCCUCAGUCGCUCAAAUUCCUCCAACGAAGGCAUUCCACCAUGACGCUACCAAGCAAAUAUCAGAAUGGCAGCAUCGACUCCGCUCUGAAGGGGGUUUAUCGAGCCUCGCCCGUUAAGCUUAUGAUCUAUGGGAGGGGCACAAGCAACCAGCUCGCGGACGUAGUUACGGAGCUUGGAGGCACCAAAGCGUUCAUCAUCACCGGACGCUCACUCUACGAAAAGACCCCGGUCAUCAAGAACAUCGAGAAGAGCUUGGGGAGCGUUCAUGGGGGUACAUUCAGCAAGAUUGGGCAACAUGCUCCAAUUGGCGACAUUCGAGAGGCGACAGGAUUGAUGUCCAAGUCAGGCUGCGACGUCUUGAUAUCAAUAGGAGGAGGUUCGCCAAUUGACUCUGCAAAGGCCAUCGCAUACAACAUUCAUCAAGAGACCGGAAAGUGGGUACCAAGCAUCGCAGUGCCUACGACGUUAAGCGUAGCCGAGACAACACAGAACGCCGGCUUCACCACUGCGGAACUGCACAAGAUCGCAGUGAGCAAUCCUGAGCUCGUCCCCAAGGCUGUGGUAUACGAUGGUGAUCUUGCUCUCCACACACCCUUGAACCUGUGGACAAGCACCGGGAUUCGGUCUCUGGACCACGCCGUUGAACUAAUGUACCACCCCCUAGCUUCCGAAAUCCCGACAAAGCGCAUGUGCCUAGAAGCCAUCAAAGACCUGUUCACCUACCUUCCCCAGUCAAAAGCCAACCCUAACGACGCCGAUGUCCGCACCAGGCUUUUCCUCGCAUGCUACUCUUCGCUCUUCCCCUUCCUUUACACCGGCGGCGUAGGUCUCAGCCACAGCAUCGGCCACGCGAUUGGGGCCACGUACGCCAUUCCUCACGGUAUUACGAGCUGUCUGAGUUUGGCCCCGACGGUGCACUUCAAGGCAAGCAAUCCUGAAGAGGCGAAGCAGAUCGCAAGGAUCAUUCCAUACAUUGGGAAGCAGAGCACCGGCAGCGACGAGAAGGACUCGCAUAUUGUCGGAGUCGCAAUAUCCGAAUUGGUUGAGCAGCUGGGGCACAAGACGAGUCUGACAGCGUACAAUGUUCCUACGGGAGACGCAGAGGAAGAAGCCAUCGCAACUCGGGCACUACACAGCAAAGACCACAAGGACUUCGGCAACCUGCUCAUCCGCGGCGAUUUGUGGCGCUUGGCGGACCCCGAAUCUCCACCGGCAUCGGGACGGCAACUGCGUCGGUAUGCUCGAUCGCGCUUAGUGGCAACAUGCAAGCUAUCAAAACGCCGUGUGGGGAACCUCAAGCUCCGCCGCCAAAAAGUUCAGCACUCACGCCUCCACAUCGCGAAUCGUGGAUUGAGGGCUGCGGAGCCGCUUGAAGCUGGAGCUGCGCUUACUGCAGGUUGCGGAAGGCAUCGUCUUGCAUCCGGAGCGCUUCUGGCUGCAUUGCAUCAUUGUAGAAUCCGCGAGCUGUCCCACAGCAGUAUUGUCGCAGGCUUCACGAUGCAGCGAACAUUCCUCUUCGCGGCUCGCCGCAGCGGGCCAGCGAUCCGCUUCUUCUCCAGCAGUGCCGUGCGCGCCGAAAUCAACAAGAUAUACCCCUCCGCACAAGAAGCCAUCAAAGACAUGAAAUCCAACACCACAGUCCUCGUCGGCGGCUUCGGGUUCUCCGGCGUCCCGAAUACCCUCAUCAAUGCGGUGCGCGACCGGCCAGAUCUGACACACUUCACAGUAGUCAGCAACAAUGCGGGUAUGCCCGGGGUUGGCUUGGGGCAGUGGUUGGAUACCAAGCAGAUCGGGAAGAUGAUUGCGAGUUACAUUGGGGACAAUAAGACGUUUGAAAGCAUGUAUUUGAAGGGCGAGCUGGAUCUGGAGUUGACGCCGCAGGGAACGAUCGCGGAGAAGUGCGCUGCGGGUGCGGCUGGUGUGCCGGCCUUUUAUACGCCUGCGGCAUAUGGGACAAUAGUACAAACCGGCGAACUUCCCGUCCGCUACAACACCGACGGCACAAUUGCGAAAAUGUCAGUACCAAAAGAGACCCGCGAGUUCAACGGCAAGGCGUACGUCAUGGAAGAAGCCAUCUUCGGCGACUAUGCCUUCGUCAAAGUCGCAAAGGCCGACCGGCUGGGAAACUGCACCUUCCGCAAGGCACAGAAUAACUUUAACGAGGCGAUGGGCAAGAACGCGAAGACGACGAUUGUAGAGGCGGACGAAAUUGUGGAGUAUGGCGAUAUCAAGCCGGAGGAUAUUCAUCUGCAGGGUAUCUACGUGAAGAAGGUGAUUAAGAGUACCGCGGAGAAAAAGAUCGAGAGGCUUGUAUUCUACAAAGAUCCCGAGGAACAGAAGAAGGCACUCCUGGAAGGAGGAAACUCUGAAGCCUCGGCGAAGCGCGAACGCAUCAUCAAGCGAGCAGCACAGGAGCUCAAGGAUGGUAUGUACGUCAAUCUCGGCAUUGGCAUGCCUCUUGCGGCCCCGGCAUUUCUUCCCAAGGGUGUCGAGAUCAUCCUGGAAUCGGAGAACGGCAUCCUUGGGAUGGGUGGCUAUCCCAAGCCUGGAGAGGAGGAUCCAGAUCUCAUCAAUGCUGGAAAGGAGACGGUCACGUUGAUUAAGGGCGCCGCCACUUUUGGCAGCCACGAGAGCUUCGGUAUGAUUAGAGCUGGCCGGAUCGAUGUGGCCAUGCUGGGAGCCAUGCAAGUCAACGAAUUCGGAGAUCUCGCCAAUUUCAUGCUUCCAGGUAAGGUCAAGGGCAUCGGCGGCGCCAUGGACCUCGUCGCAAACCCCACCCAAACCAAGGUUGUCAUCACCAUGGAACACGUCGAUAAGAAGGGCAACCCGAAGAUCCUUAAGCAGUGCACAUUCCCUCUUACGGGCCAGAAAUGCGUAUCGACCAUCAUCACUGACCUUGCCGUCUUUGAUGUAGACAGGGUGAAUGGCUUAACAUUGAAGGAGGUUGCCAAAGGCGUUACGGUCGAUGAGGUCAGGGCGAAGACUGAGGCGCCGUUCAAGGUCGCUGACGAUCUUAAAGAGAUACAGGUAUAGAUGUCAUUCAUGGGAAAACGCUUGCUUUGUUUACAUUGUGCUGCAUUGGUCAAGAGCGUAGCAUUUGGCGCUUGGAGUUUUGGCAAGAAAAUUUAUUGUUGGCGUUUGGU